AUGAAAAUCCUUGUGGCAUUUCUGGUGGUGCUGACCAUCUGUGGGCUACAAUCUCAUGGAUAUGAGGUUUAUAACAUCUUCAGCCCAAGCAACAACGGGGGCAACAUUCAAGAGACAGUGACGAUUGACAAUCAAGAAAACACUGCCACUGUGGACAUCCAUGCAGGAUCCUGCUCUUCUACCACGAUUUUUGACUAUAAACAUGGUUACAUCGCCUCCAGGGUGCUCUCCCGAAGAGCCUGCUACAUUGUAAAGAUGGACCAUGCAGCCAUCCCGGCUCUGGAUAAACUCCAACGGUACAUCUAUGAGAAGCAGAUGAUGAAAACCAUGACUUCCAGUGAGUAUACCUGGGUCAAGUACAACCCACUGAAGUCUCUGUUCACCAAAGUGGACUGGUUCCUGUUUGGGUCGCCCAUUGAGCAACUCUGCAAACACAUCCCCUUGUAUGAGGGGAAAGUGGUUGAAAAAUCACAUAAAACUGGUGCCGGAGCUUGUGCAAAGGCUGGGCUGCUGGGCAUCUUUGGAAUUUCCAUCUGUGCAGGCCUUCAUGUUUAG
This is a messenger RNA of Perognathus longimembris pacificus (Pacific pocket mouse), 555 nucleotides long. RefSeq names its product gastrokine 2 (gene Gkn2). Bases 1 to 555 code for a protein of 184 amino acids. The transcript is spliced from 6 exons. Gene Ontology annotation, biological process: regulation of cell population proliferation. The record is from RefSeq and is a predicted model, not a curated record. NCBI's taxonomy places the organism in Eukaryota, Metazoa, Chordata, Mammalia, Rodentia, Heteromyidae.